AUGACGUCUUUCAAGGCUCCUAAGCCAACGGAGCUAACCAAGUUCUAUAUCAACGGCGAGUACGUCAAGCCCAGCACCGACGAAGUAUUCACCGUUCGCAAUCCAAAAGACGACACGGUAGUGUCAGACCGCGUGCCGGUUGGGGCCCAAGAAGAUGUCGACGCGGCAGUUCGCCAUGCUGAGGCCGCAUUCAGAGGCGAAUGGAGCACAUUUACAUCGGCAGAAAGGGCUCGUUGUCUGUACAGGCUGUCCGAAAUCUUGGACGAGCACCUAGGAGACCUACUUCGCCUUGACACCCUCACUGGUGGACACCCUGUGUCUCUUAUUCCGACGCGAGAGAAGAAUUACAUUGUCAACGGACUUCGCUACAUGUCCGGUUGGUGCGACAAGUUCAAGGGUGAUUAUUUUCCUGAUGACGACGGUUUUGUGAAGAUUGUCAAAAAUGAGCCCCUCGGGGUUUGCGUGGGCAUCUGUCCCUUCAAUUCUCCAGUGGCAACGUUCUUUCAUAAAGUCGCACCUGCGUUAGUCACAGGAAAUGUCAUGAUUAUCAAACCUUCGGAGAAGACACCCCUUGCGUCUCUUGCGCUGGCUCCACUCAUUGAGCAGGCAGGAAUCCCCAAGGGUGUUGUCCAGGUUGUCACCGGACCGGGGAAGACGGGCGAGCUCUUUUCCAGGCACAUGCGGGUCCGCAAAAUUAGCUUCACUGGCAGCAUUGCCACCGGUAAGAAGAUUCAAGCAGCUGCUGCUCAAAGUAACCUUAAGCGUGUGACUUUGGAACUUGGCGGAAAAGGGCCAAACGUCAUUUUCGAGGACGCUAACUUGGACAACGCUGUCGAAUGGGCCCUCAGAGCUAUCAUGGCUCGAAGUGGCCAGAUAUGCAUUGCUGCUUCACGCCUUUACGUCCAAAGAUCAGUCGCUGAUGAAUUCGUCAGACGAUAUGUUGAGAAAAUGAGAGAAGCGGCCAAGUAUAUGGGAGACCCUUUCGACCCUGACACAGCCUACGGCCCUCUGGUAGACAAGAUUGCUUUUGAAAAAGUCCGAGGUAUGAUCAACAGGGCUAAGGCAGGAGAGGCCGAGCUCUUGGUAGGAGGAGAUUCGAUCGGCACGACCGGCUGCUUCAUUGAGCCCACUGUGUUCGUGAAUCCCAAGCCCAAGGCUGAGAUUCUGACCGACGAAGUCUUCGGCCCAGUUUCCGUAGUCAGCACAUUUGACACUGAGGAAGAGGUCAUUCAGAAAGCCAACGACACAGAAUAUGGGCUGAUGUCCGGAGUAUUCACGAGAGAUAUAAGCCGGGCACUCCGUCUCUCAUCGAAGCUUGAGACAGGAAUCGUGGGGGUUAACUGUGCCAGCAUACUCAAUAUUCAAGCCCCCUUUGGCGGCGUGAAACAGUCCGGAAUGGGCCGCGAGUUUGGAAUGGACGUUCUCCGAUCAUUCACAGAGACGAAAACAAUCCUUAUCAAGUAA
Messenger RNA from Fonsecaea multimorphosa CBS 102226, 1464 nucleotides. RefSeq lists its product as uncharacterized. The transcript is spliced from 6 exons. NCBI's taxonomy places the organism in Eukaryota, Fungi, Ascomycota, Eurotiomycetes, Chaetothyriales, Herpotrichiellaceae. Gene Ontology annotation, molecular function: aldehyde dehydrogenase (NAD+) activity. The coding region runs from base 1 to 1464 and encodes 487 amino acids. The record is from RefSeq and is a predicted model, not a curated record.